CCCAAUUUCAUGAGACAUCUAGCUUUCGCAUUUCAUUGCAAUGAUAAAGCUCGUGGGAGCUUACAGCGAAAUGAUGUACGAUGAUCUCAUCCCACGUGGAACCCGGCGUCAGCGGCGCCAAGAACAAGGGUCCUCAGGUACGCGAACGAGACCAUGCGAGAAAUCCGAGCUGCAUGCGUCCUUGGGCCUCAGGCACGCACACAUCCUGUCAUCGACACUCGUCACUCCAGUGUCGUCCUUUCCAUCUUUGCCUCAAAUCACUUGAUCACGAUCGAUUCGGUAGACCACAAAAAUGUCAGCCAAAUCCAAAACAGCACAGGCCGCGGCGCCCAACGACCAGCGACCCGUCAAACAAUCCGGGGGAGCGAAGAAUGCAUACCUCAUGCUCUACAACGCCGUCUCCGCAGCACUCUGGGCCGGCGUACUCUUCCAAACCAUCACCAUUGGCGGCAACGAAGUGGUGAAUGCGCAGAAAGCGGGAAAGUUCUUUGGCAGCGACGAUUGGUUUACGGCGGUCAAGAGGGGAUUGGGAAGCGGUAAGGUGUAUGAUAAUUUGGAGGGCUAUACGAGGACUGUGCAGACGCUCGCUGGGAUGGAAGUCCUCCACAGUCUAGUUGGUCUCGUCCGCGCCCCCCUCCUAACCACCCUCAUGCAAGUCGCAUCCCGCUUCCUCCUCGUCCACCUUAUCGCUUCGCCCCCGGCUUUCCCUCUCUCCACACGCCACUCCCCCGCCUACAGCACCAUGCUGCUCGCCUGGAGCGUAACAGAAGUAAUCCGCUACUCCUACUUUGUCUUCUCGCUGUCAGGUGCCGGGGUCCCCAAACUAUGGACUUGGCUGCGAUACAACACUUUUCUUGUUCUGUAUCCUCUUGGUAUCUCGAGUGAGUGCUGGUUGGUGUAUCAGGCUAUUCCGCUAGCUAGUGAGAGGAAUGAAGUGUUUGGGUAUGCGCUUUGGGCUAUACUGGCAAUCUAUGUCCCGGGAAGUUACAUUCUGUUCUCGCAUAUGUUGGCGCAGAGGAGGAAGAUUGCGAGGCAGAGCAGAGUGGCGUGAUAGGAAUUGGAAGACAACAUUUGGGCGGGAAGGAGAUUUGGUAACAUGCUGUUAUAUGGGGGAGUAUGCAUGUAAGACGACUCGAUAGUAUUGAUAGAACAUGAAGAAACUUCAAGACCGAACGAUCUAUUCAACUACGAAAUG
Alternaria rosae is the source of this 1195-nucleotide messenger RNA. RefSeq names its product tyrosine phosphatase-like protein. Gene Ontology annotation, biological process: sphingolipid biosynthetic process; fatty acid elongation; very long-chain fatty acid biosynthetic process. The coding region runs from base 293 to 1051 and encodes 252 amino acids. Gene Ontology annotation, molecular function: 3-hydroxyacyl-CoA dehydratase activity. Lineage: Eukaryota; Fungi; Ascomycota; Dothideomycetes; Pleosporales; Pleosporaceae. Gene Ontology annotation, cellular component: endoplasmic reticulum membrane. The transcript has 2 exons. The record is from RefSeq and is a predicted model, not a curated record.